UCAGCACGCAGCACUACCUAAGGCGUACCCGGCCGACACUAUGCUCAGCACACACAACACAAUACAACACUGCCCCCUCCCUACGGAACACUCAGCACGCAACACUCCCCCACAGGUAUCGCCGCAGAAGUUCCGCACCGUCACCACAGAGGCCGAGCCGCCGGGCCGCGUGGUGGGCGUGGGCGUGGGCGUGGCGGCGGGCGGCCAGCAGCAGCAGCAACAACAGGACCCCCAGCAGCUGUCCCGCACGUCGCAGCUGACCCUGGCGCUGAAGGCGGUGCACUUCACGGCGGGCGGCCAGGCGACGCUGGCCUGCGAGGCGACCUUCUCUGGAAUGUACAGCAGGGUGGCCAGGAAGCACCUGGCUCUGCCCGGCUACAAGACGGCGGCGCCCUCACAGAAGCUGUUCGGUGGCGGCGCCCGCGUGGGGGCAGGCGGCAGCGGGGGUGCCGCCGCCCUGCUGAUGGGCCUGGCGCUGGUGCGGCUAUUGUAGGGAGCCCCGCGCCCGGGCCAGCCACCCUUCCCUGGGCUGGCCAGGCCACGCCUUGUGGACGACUGUCUCGCCGUUCUGAACACCGGCAGGCGGCGAGCGGCGGCGGCAGCAGCACCGGCCAUAACGCCCAGGCGUGGCGGCCGCGGCGCCCCGGCGUGCCGGCUGUGGCGCAGCAGCCAUAACGCCCCGGCGUGGCGGCCGCGGCGCCCCGGCGUGCCGGCUGUGGUGCAAUGGCCGUGGCGGCUGUGGCGCACUCUGCGAGGUGAAGCCAGCCAUGCAGGGCAACGCUGGCAGCGACGAGCAGGCUGGCCUCAGACCACGCACUGCUCCCACCCCCCUCCCGGGUAACGGGUGGCGGGCCUUCCCCUCCCCUCGGUGUACAUGCCCCUGUAGCGGCAGCCCCGCCUCCCCGUAGACACGUGUACAUACGUACUCACCAUGAGGACUUUUGUUGCCUAUGGAUUGAAUUCAGGGUCCUAGCGUAUAAGGAACAAGUAACAAACACACAUUAGCCUGGUAGACUCCUCUAUAAUGGCAGAGUUGAAUGAACGGGAAUCACCCCCUCACCGUCAACCCGACAUCCCCGUCAGCCGUAGGUCGUCACUAUACCUGAUGGCGACAGACAUGUAUCACAUAGCGCUAAGUCGAUGGGACGUAGAGCCUAA
This is a messenger RNA of Eriocheir sinensis (Chinese mitten crab), 1158 nucleotides long. RefSeq lists its product as uncharacterized. NCBI's taxonomy places the organism in Eukaryota, Metazoa, Arthropoda, Malacostraca, Decapoda, Varunidae. The coding region runs from base 41 to 493 and encodes 150 amino acids. The record is from RefSeq and is a predicted model, not a curated record. The transcript has 2 exons.